GCAGCUUAUUCGCGGUUUUCGGUGGAAUUGUUUGGAUCCAUCAGACUGCUCCUGAAACUAAUGUUUGGAGGAACAAAUUAAAUCUCACAUAGUCUAAGUAUUGGUUUUUUUUGUGUGCAUAUAUUUAUCUAAUCAUUAUAGCUUAAUCUUCAAUAGAUCCAUUGAAUUCCUCUCCUAUAUUGCUAAUUGAAGGAUCUAAAUCCUGACAUGUUGAAAUCUCAGUGAGCAUGGACCAGCAGCAAGUCCUGUUACUUUGUGUGGCUUUGUCAUGGAGGAUACACACUGGGUCCACUCAAUCACAUGAAGAGGUGUGUCCGGGUACCCAGAACGGUCUGAGCUCCACCGGUUCUCAGGAGACUCAGUACAACCUGAUCAAGGACCGCUACAGCGGCUGUGAGAUCAUCAUGGGGAACCUAGAGAUCACUCAGAUUGAGAGUAACUGGGACUUCUCCUUCCUCAAGACAAUCCGUGAGGUGACCGGUUACGUCCUCAUUGCUAUGAACCACGUUCAGGAGAUUCCCUUAGGACAGUUGCGGGUGAUCAGAGGGAACAGUCUGUAUGAGAGACGCUUCGCUCUGUCGGUUUUUUUCAACUACCCCAAAGAAGGCUCCAACGGUCUGCGACAGCUUGGACUCCUAAACCUGACAGAGAUUCUGGAGGGUGGAGUGCAGAUUAUUAACAACAAAUUCCUGAGUUAUGGCCCCUUCAUCUUCUGGCAAGAUAUUGUUCGAGACAACAGCGCUCCGAUUGACAUCCAAAAUAAUGGGGAGAGAGGCCCGUGUCACAAAUCUUGCGGCGCUUACUGCUGGGGACCAAAUAAGGACCAGUGUCAGAUCUUGACUAAGAUGGUGUGUGCUCCCCAGUGCAACGGACGCUGCUUUGGGAGAAGCCCCAGGGACUGCUGCCACAUCGAGUGUGCAGCAGGGUGCAAAGGCCCUCUGGAUGAGGAUUGUUUUGCAUGCCGUCAUUUCAAUGAUUCAGGAGCCUGCGUGCCUCAGUGCCCCCAGACCCUCAUUUACAACAAACAGACAUUUCAAAUGGAGACCAAUCCCAAUGCAAAGUACCAAUAUGGAUCAAUCUGUGUGUCUCAGUGUCCUACUCAUUUUGUGGUGGACGGGAGCUCCUGCGUGAGCGUCUGUCCUCCAGAUAAGACAGAAAUGGAGAGAGACGGCCAGAGGCAGUGUGAGCUCUGCAGUGGAUUCUGCCCGAAAGUGUGUAACGGCACCGGCGCAGAGCACAGGCAGACGGUGGAUUCUAGCAACAUUGACAGCUUCGUUAAUUGCACCAAGAUCCAGGGCAGCCUUCACUUCCUGGUCACAGGGAUUCUUGGAGAUGAUUUUAAAAACAUUCCACCACUCGAUGCCAAAAAGUUGGAGGUGUUCCGCACCGUGAGGGAAAUAACAGAUAUUCUUAACAUCCAGUCGUGGCCUAAAGAGCUAAACAGCCUCUCGGUUUUUUCAAGCCUCACGACAAUUCAGGGGAGGUCGCUCUACAAGCGAUUCUCUCUGAUGGUGAUGCGUAUCCCCACUCUUACCUCCCUCGGGCUGCGCUCUCUGCGGUACAUCAACGACGGCAGCGUGUACAUCAGUCAGAAUACCAACCUUUGUUACCACCACACUGUGAACUGGACGCAGCUGUUCAGGGGCCGCAGAGUUCGAGUCAACAACCUCAACAAUAACAAGCCGUUUGCGGAUUGCGUUGCAGAAGGACAUGUGUGCGAUCCUCUGUGUUCGGACUCGGGCUGCUGGGGCCCCGGCCCUGACCAGUGUCUUACCUGUAGGAACUACAGCCGCCACGGCACAUGUGUGGGAAGCUGCAACUUUUUGUCUGGAGAAAAGAGGGAAUUUGCAACAUCUGACAAAGAAUGUGUCGCUUGUCAUCCGGAGUGCAAGCCUCAGAGGGGAAAAGUCAGCUGCACAGGAACGGAGCCAGAUGAGUGCGUGGCUUGCUCCAACCUUCGAGAUGGUCCAUACUGCAUGUCCUCUUGUCCCUCUGGAGUAUUUGAUGAACACAGAGGACUAAUUUUCAAAUACCCCAACAAAGAGGGCCACUGUGAACCAUGCCAUCCCAACUGCACACAGGGGUGCGUCGGCCCAGGUUUAAACGAUUGUAAGGCAUCAGGCGGCAGCGGACAGAUCACAGGCAUAGCAUUGGCAGUCCCAGCUUGUUUGAUUUUCUGCCUCGGGUUGUUCUUCCUGGGGGUGUUGUACCACCGAGGCCUUGCCAUCCGUCGCAAGAGAGCCAUGAGAAGAUACCUGGAGAGUGGAGAGAGCUUUGAGCCCCUGGGUCCGGGAGAGAAAGGCACAAAGGUUUAUGCUCGGAUCUUGAGGCCGUCAGAGCUGAAAAAAAUCAAACUCCUUGACUAUGGUGUUUUUGGAACGGUACACAAGGGCUUUUGGACCCCAGAGGGAGAGACGGUCAAGAUCCCUGUGGCAAUAAAGACGAUCCAGGACAGCUCAGGUCGACAAACCUUCACUGAGAUCACUGAUCACUUGUUGUCCAUGGGCAGCCUGGACUACCCUUACAUUGUUAGGCUGCUGGGAAUUUGUCCUGGUCCCAGUCUCCAGCUGGUGACCCAGCUCAGUCCCCGUGGCUCCUUACUGGAGCACAUCAGACAGCAUAAGAACAGCCUGGACCCCCAGCGCCUGCUCAACUGGUGUGUGCAGAUUGCUAAGGGUAUGUUCUACCUGGAGGAACACCACAUGGUCCACAGAAAUCUGGCUGCCCGCAACAUCCUGCUGAAGAACGACUACCAGGUCCAGAUCUCGGACUAUGGUGUGGCAGACCUCCUCUAUCCGGAUGACAAGAAAUACGUCUAUACAGAUACAAAGACACCUAUAAAGUGGAUGGCACUUGAGAGCAUCUUGUUUCGAAGAUACACUCAUCAAAGCGAUGUUUGGAGUUACGGAGUGACAGUGUGGGAGAUGAUGUCCUUUGGGGCGGAGCCGUACGUGUCAGUGCAGCCUCAGGAAGUGCCGAGCCUUUUGGAGAAAGGCGAGCGUCUGUCACAGCCCCACAUCUGCACCAUCGAUGUCUACAUGGUCAUGGUUAAAUGCUGGAUGAUUGACGAGAACGUGAGGCCAACCUUCAAAGAGCUAGCAAGUGAUUUUACACGAAUGGCAAGAGAUCCACAUAGAUACCUUGUCAUCAAGGAAGGGGAAGACGCCCCCCCUGGAGAAAUCCAACGAAGAGAGUCAGAGCGAGGACUUCUGGAUGCAGAUUUGGAAGACGCAGACGAGGAGGGGCUGGACGAUGGCUUGGCUACGCCUCCUCUCCAGCACUCACCGUCAUGGAGUCUUUCUCGUUCAAGGAUAAAUUCCUGCAGGAGUGGUGUAUCUCAGUCUGGCCUGACCGGAUACCUACCAAUGACCCCAAGUCCAGCAGACAACAUCCGUCAGCUGUGGUUUCACCGGUCUCGCCUGAGCUCUGUGCGGACGCUGCCUGAAAGGUCAGAGGUCAGAGGAAAUGGCAGGGAGGCAGAGGGGUUACGGGCUGGAAGCCUUCGCCGAACAAGGCUGGGCUCAGAGAGGAGCAGCCCUCGUGUAGCUUUAAGUCGUCACAGGAAGCUUUCCACGGCCUCCAGUCCGUCCUCCUACAAGGUGUGGACGGCACAGGAGGAUGAGGAGGAGUUGGACCACUAUGGCUACGUUCUGCCUGGGUCACCUGAAACCCCAGAAAGAAGUACAAAAUGUAAUCAGCUGCCUGAGGGUUGCAAAGGAGCGGCAGCAAAGCAAAGAGACGGAAUGGAGAAAGAUCAUCUCCACCGCAGGAGAGAGAUCAAAUCUGUGGAUCAUAAAACAGAGGUGGGCCGAGGGAUUUGUAGGUAUGAAUACAUGGAUAUCAGGCACUCAGACUCUUCAGAAGGAGGUGAGUCAGAAUUGGAGAGAUGUGGGAGUCAAACAUCCUCAACGACUGGAGCGGAGACGGACCAAACACCAGGGGGCUUGGUCAAAGAGAGAAAGGGGGAAGAAGAAACUCAAAUUUGCCACACGAAUAAACAAGCCGCAGUAACAGAGGAUCCUAGUGGUGGUGUUGUGCCUGGGGCAGAUGUUUUGGCAGCUGGAGCCGGUACGGUGGAGGAGUACGAGGAGAUGAGCAGAUUUGAAAAGGUGCCUGGUGAGCGGCGGCACGCGGAAUAUGAGAACCUCCCAGCGAAGGCGAGGGCUGUUCCCGAGGAGACGGACGGUGACAGGUGUGCAGGGAUCGGGGAAUACAUAAAGGUGUGUGCUGGCAUCAGGGAACCUGGCAACAACACGUCGUUUGACAACCCAGACUACUGGCACAGCAGGCUGUUCCUCAAACCAGAUGCUGUACGCACAUAAUCAGUCGUACUGGGACAGCAAAAGGGGAACGGUUGCAUAUUUACUAGUUUUCUGUGCUCCCCCCCAGCUUAUUUUGGUUUUAUUUGAAAACAAAAUAAAAAAUGAUGGGUUUUUUUUUUACUUCCCUGGUGUAUACUGUAAGUGAUAAUUUAUGUAACCAAAUAUGAGUCAAGUACAGAGCCAUAAAUUACAAGUGUUUACAAGCUUAUCAUCUUCAGAUAGGAUGUUUUUUUACUUCACUUUUUUCUAUUGGCUAAUUAUUAUUAUAUCAUAUAAUUAAUUGUUAAACCUCCUUUGUACUUUAUAUUUACAUAUAAGUGAAUGUUCUUUUAUGAAUGUGGUUUCAUGGUUUUGCAAAUAUUUAAUCAUUGUAUCACUGAUGUGUGUGCUGUAAAUGUUUUCACUAUCACCACAGUAGUUGAAUAAAUAAAUAAAAGUAUUCAUUUUGUA
Molecule: messenger RNA, 4772 nt
Organism: Gambusia affinis (western mosquitofish)
Lineage: Eukaryota; Metazoa; Chordata; Actinopteri; Cyprinodontiformes; Poeciliidae
Gene: erbb3b
Product: erb-b2 receptor tyrosine kinase 3b
Exons: 28
Coding region: 228-4322 (1364 amino acids)
Biological process (GO): protein phosphorylation; multicellular organism development; cell surface receptor protein tyrosine kinase signaling pathway
Cellular component (GO): basal plasma membrane; signaling receptor complex
Molecular function (GO): neuregulin receptor activity; neuregulin binding; ATP binding
Source: RefSeq, a predicted model, not a curated record